Messenger RNA from Staurois parvus, 3455 nucleotides. NCBI's taxonomy places the organism in Eukaryota, Metazoa, Chordata, Amphibia, Anura, Ranidae. The record is from the annotation of a GenBank genome assembly.
AUGUCUCGUGGCUCCAUAGAGAUCCCUCUGCGGGAUACGGACGAGGUCAUCGAGCUUGACUUUGAUCAACUCCCGGAAGGCGAUGAAGUUAUCAGUAUCCUGAAACAGGAGCACACUCAGCUGCACAUAUGGAUUGCCUUGGCGUUGGAAUAUUACAAGCAGGGAAAGACGGAGGACUUUGUGAAGCUGCUGGAAGCGGCUCGCAUAGAUGGCAACUUGGACUACAGGGACCACGAGAAAGACCAGAUGACUUGCCUGGACACUUUGGCGGCCUACUAUGUCCAACAGGCCCGCAAGGAGAAGAACAAAGAUGGCAAGAAGGAGCUGAUCACACAGGCCACCCUGCUGUAUACAAUGGCUGACAAGAUCAUCAUGUAUGACCAGAACCACUUGCUGGGAAGAGCCUGCUUCUGUCUCCUAGAGGGAGAUAAGAUGGACCAGGCCGAUGCCCAGUUUCACUUUGUGCUUAACCAGUCCCCAAACAACAUCCCGGCCUUGCUGGGAAAAGCUUGUAUCUCGUUCAACAAGAAAGACUACCGAGGGGCCCUUGCCUACUAUAAGAAAGCCCUGCGCACCAACCCUGGGUGUCCAGCCGGAGUCCGCUUAGGCAUGGGCCACUGUUUUGUAAAACUGAACAAGCUUGACAAGGCCCGUCUCGCCUUUGGGCGAGCUCUGGAGCUCAACCCCAAAUGUGUCGGAGCCCUUGUGGGCCUAGCUGUCCUUGAGCUAAACAACAAGGAGGCCGAUUCUAUUAAAAAUGGCGUUCAACUACUGUCCAAAGCGUACACCAUCGACCCAAGUAACCCUAUGGUGCUCAACCACCUCGCCAACCACUUCUUCUUCAAAAAGGAUUACAGCAAAGUGCAGCACUUGGCCCUCCAUGCCUUCCACAACACAGAAGUUGAAGCAAUGCAAGCCGAGAGCUGCUAUCAGCUGGCCAGGUCCUUCCAUGUACAGGAGGACUACGACCAGGCGUUUCAGUACUACUAUCAGGCCACACAGUUCGCCGCGGCCUCUUUUGUCCUACCGUUCUUCGGCUUGGGCCAAAUGUAUAUUUACCGAGGGGAUAAGGAGAAUGCGGCACAAUGCUUUGAAAAAGUCCUGAAGGCCUAUCCCAAUAACUACGAGACCAUGAAGAUUCUGGGAUCGCUGUACGCCGGCUCCGAUGACCAGGAGAAACGCGACACUGCAAAGAGCCACCUGAAGAAGGUCACAGAGCAGUACCCCGACGACGUGGAGGCUUGGAUUGAGCUUGCACAGAUUUUGGAGCAGACGGACAUACAGAAUGCCUUGUCUGCAUACGGCACAGCAACGAGGAUUCUACAGGAGAAGGUGCAAGCGGACGUCCCUCCAGAGAUUCUGAAUAAUGUGGGCGCUCUUCAUUUCCGCCUGGGAAACCUGGGUGAAGCUAAGAAAUAUUUCUUGGCCUCCUUGGACCGCGCCAAAGCAGAAGCCGAACACGAUGAACAUUAUUACAGCGCCAUUUCCGUCACCACCACCUACAACCUGGCCAGGUUGUUUGAGGCUCUGUGCGAAUUUCACGAAUCGGAGAAACUCUAUAAGAACAUUCUAAGAGAACAUCCAAACUACGUGGACUGUUACCUGCGUCUUGGCGCGAUGGCUCGAGACAAAGGAAACUUCUAUGAGGCUUCAGACUGGUUUAAGGAAGCCCUGCAGAUCAAUCAGGACUUCCAUUUUUCUGGGUUUUUCAGGAUCAUCCUGACGCUUGGUCUCUGAUUGGGAACUUGCACUUGGCGAAGCAGGAAUGGGGAAGCCGUUCCACACAGAAUGACACCUCUAUGUUGGCUCUGGGCAACGUUUGGCUGCAGACAUUACAUCAACCAACCGUGACCGAGAAAAGGAAAAGCGCCACCAAGAUCGUGCGUUGGCGAUAUACAAGCAGGUGCUCAGGAACGACUCCAAGAAUCUCUAUGCAGCCAAUGGAAUAGGAGCUGUCUUGGCGCACAAAGGUUAUGUCCGUGAGGCCCGUGACGUAUUUGCUCAAGUCAGAGAGGCAACGGCGGAUAUUAGCGACGUUUGGUUAAACUUGGCGCACAUCUACGUGGAGCAGAAACAGUUCAUUAGUGCUGUGCAAAUGGUAUGAAAACUGUCUGCGCAAGUUCUACAAACACCAGAAACACGGAGGUCCUGCUGUACCUGGCCAGAGCACUCUUCAAAUGCGGCAAGUUGCAGGAGUGCAAGCAGAUCCUCCUGAAGGCUCGGCAUGUGCGCCCAAUGACACUGUCCUCAUGUUCAAUGUGGCCCUGGUGCUCCAGAGACUUGCAACGUCCAUACUGAAGGAUGAGAAGAGUAACUUGAAAGAAGUAUUGAAUGCAGUAAAAGAGCUUGAACUGGCACACAGAUAUUUCAACUACCUGAGCAAGGUCGGUGAUAAGAUGCGGUUUGAUUUGGCUCUCGCUGCCUCAGAGGCCAGGCAGUGUUCCGAUCUCCUGAGCCAGGCGCAGUAUCACGUCGCUCGCGCCCGUAAACAGGACGAGGAGGAGAAGGAGCUGCGAGCCAAACAGGAACAGGAGAGAGAACUGCUGAGACAGAAACUGGUGAAGGAACAGGAAGAGAAACGCCUCAAGGAGGAAGAGGAGCAGAAGAAGCUCUUGGAGCAGAGAGCUCAGUACGUGGAGAAGACCAAAAACCUCCUGCAGUUCACUGGAGAGAUGGAGACCCCAAGAGAAAAGAAACGUGGAGGAGGACGGAGAUCGAAAAAAAAUGGGGAGUUUGAGGAGUUUGUUAAUGAUGACUCAGACGAUGAUCUGCCCAGAAAGAAGAGGAGGAGGAAGGGCGGCAGUGACAGCGGAGGGGAUCAGGAGGGAGGUGAAGGCCAAGAGGGAGAAAAGAAGAAGAAAAAGAGGAGGAAGAGGCCUUCAAAGACAGGUGAAGGGUCAGAUGACGAGGAUGAUCGUCCACGACCUAAGAAGAGACCUCCACAGAAGAAGCCGGCUAAAGUUGAGCGAACUCCGGCUUCCAUGAGAGGCAAAAUCAAAUCGAAAGCCAUGAUCUCCUCCAGCGAUGACGACUCUUCGGACGAGGACAAACUGAAGAUCGCCGACGAAGGAAAUGCCAGAAACAGCAACAGUGACUCGGAUGAUGGCGGCAGACCGGCGAAAAAGCGCAUCAUGUCCGACAGUGACUCUGAUAACGGGAACAAAUCAGGAAGCGGUGCCGGCAGCCCGCAGAGGUCUCAGCAGUCCGGCGAGGACUCUGAAGACAACUGGCCGAGGAAGAGGCGAAGGUCAGACUCCGGAUCAGACAACGGCUCCGUCCAAUCCAGAAAAAGCGCUUCCGGGGGCUCAGACAACGAGUCGCGGGCUGCAUCACGUAGCCCCCAGUCCAACAGGGGUUCUGACAACGAGGGUUCGGCCAGAGGUUCUCCAAAUGAGUCUGAGCAGGAGAUGUCCACCAAUGAGAAGUCAGACCGGGGAUCAGAUGACAGCGAUUAG